GCCCAAUUUUAUCUGGCCCAAGAUAUAAAUCAGAUAAAUUAUUUAAGACGGAGCCAGAGAUAUGAAGACGAAAAAGAUAAUUUGAUGAGAUAUAUAAAUAUUGACAAGGGCCCAAAGAUAUAUUUAGCGGGACCGAGGCAUAAUUCACUGUCUCCCACUACCUCAUUCCUUCCUCCUACUAUAAGAGGAAGCUACGGAGAGGAGAAGGGACCAAGGGCCAAAUUCCUACAACUUCCUACUACUAUAUAUUCUUCAUUCUUCUUCUUCUUUAAGUCUGGAGCUCCAUUAAUGGCUCCAAGCUCCGAGAUUAAUAAAAGUAAUUUCAUUCAAGGUGAAGUACUUAGAUCUGCUUUGAAGAAAUUUGGAGAAGCAAAGUUGAGGAAGGCAGGAGAUUUAAUGGCGACUUGCUUCGAGCACAAAGAUUAAUAAUCCGCCGUUAACCAUACAACUAUGCCGUCCGCAUUUAUAUGCAUCAUCUUCCUCCCUCUCUCCCCACUCCACAGAUUAUCCUUCUGUCUAUCUAUCUUUAAAUCUCCCCUCCGCUCAAGUUCGAAUCCGUAUCUCUCCCAUUCUCAUCCAAUGUCCCCUAUUCAUUCCCCCCUAUAAUUUAUUCUCUGCUCUGCUUUUAAUUUCUUCCUCACCACCCAUCACAUCGAUCUAUCUCCAGAAUUCCAGACCAGUUUUGAUUAUUUAUUUAAUUAAUUAAUCUGGAUCUUCUCAAACCCCACCUUCUUCCUUAAUCGCACCAUUAUAAAAACCUAAUCAGCAUGUAACUCUGAUUAAUCGCCUUUUUUUUUACUCCCCCCCCCCCCAAAAAAAACAAAAAAAAAACUGUUUAGUAAUUAGUUGUGUUGUCGGUUUAAUUCAUCUGCUGAGGAAGAGGGACAUGCCGGAAUCUGAGGGCGGAACUCCGACGGCGUCGGCGCCGGCGACUCCGGGCACGCCGACUCCGCUAUUCACCGCCCUCCGGGUGGAUUCGCUGUCUUACGACCGGAAGUCGUCGAUGCCCCGGUGCAAGUGCUUGCCUUUCGACGCCCCCACUUUUGGGACGCCUCACUCUUGUCUCCUCGCCGACUUCCCCGCCCCGGACGUCUCCCUCUCCCGUAAGCUAGCGGCGGAGUUCGUGGGAACAUUCAUCCUCAUAUUCGCCGCCACAGCGGGACCCAUAGUGAACCAGAAGUACAACGGCGUGGAGUCGCUGAUCGGAAACGCCGCCUGUGCCGGGCUUGCCGUCAUGAUCGUCAUCCUCUCCACCGGCCACAUUUCCGGAGCUCAUCUCAACCCGUCCCUCACCAUCGCCUUCGCCACGCUCCGCCACUUCCCGUGGGCCCAGGUGCCCGCGUAUAUAGCGGCACAGGUGUCUGCGUCCAUAUGCGCCUCCUUCGCUCUCAAAGGCGUCUUCCACCCCUUCAUGGCCGGCGGCGUCACCAUCCCUUCUGUCGGCACCGCCCAGGCUUUCGCCCUCGAGUUCCUCAUCACUUUUAAUCUCCUUUUUGUCGUCACCGCCGUUGCUACUGAUACUCGAGCGGUGGGAGAACUGGCAGGCAUUGCAGUUGGAGCUACCGUUAUGCUGAACAUCCUCGUAGCCGGGCCGUCGAGCGGUGGUUCGAUGAAUCCAGUGCGUACACUUGGGCCGGCAGUGGCAGCCGGGAACUACAAGUCAAUAUGGAUAUACCUCGUGGCACCCACACUCGGCGCCCUCGCCGGAGCCACCAUCUACACGGUGGUUAAGCUUCGAAAAGAGGAUGCACCCGUCAGCCACCCCAGGAGCUUCCGUCGCUAGCUAGCUAGCUAAUUAUCAGGCCGCUCCCGGCAUAUAUCCUUCGGAUCGGAAAAGCAUAUUGUAAAUAUAUAAUAAUAUUAUUAUUAUUUACCAUCCAGUGACUUCAGGUUGUGAUUCCUACCGGUACGUUGUGCAUGCUAAGGUAUGUGUCGUCGUCCUCUAAUCAGAAUAAAUUUGCAUGACAACACCAUCAUGUAAUCGUGUGUCAAUAAUGAAGUGCAGUGUGUGUGCUACAUACUCAAACUAUUCACUUGUGAGAUUCUGUGAUAUAUUAUACUGUACUCUAUGUAUGUAAAUUGUGUUUCCAAAUUGUCGACUUCAAUUUACCU
Messenger RNA from Cuscuta campestris, 2112 nucleotides. The record is from the annotation of a GenBank genome assembly. NCBI's taxonomy places the organism in Eukaryota, Viridiplantae, Streptophyta, Magnoliopsida, Solanales, Convolvulaceae.